GAGAGAGGAAAUCUCCGUGGAAGGAGAGAGACUGAUUAAUUGCAAAAUUUCAUGAGGAAAGAACACAAAAUAACUUACAGUCAAACCGUCUGAGUUUCGAUGUUCCGUCCGGCGGCUCGAAACCGCAAUACCUAGGGUUAGGGUUUUCUUUUGCCGACUGCGUAGCAUUCUCUCUUUGUCAAAUUAAUGGCAACGAUCGACGCAAUGGCAGCCCGCCUGGCCUCCUCCCUAGCCCUAGCUGAUGGGAAGAAACCGGUGGAUCUGCGCCCAUCCAAAGGGUUGAGACAACCUGAAGCUUUCAUGAUUAGCAAGUUACUUAUGGCGAGGGAAUACUCUCGCAGAUUGUUCCUGGGAAUGUUCCGAGCUGCAUGGAGGAUUAAUGGAUUAAUACUCCAGGUGGAGGAGGUCGGAGAAGAUGACAGGGUUUUGUUCUCCUUCACAGACCCAAACGACGCUGAUCGCGUUUGGAAAGGCGGACCAUGGGGCUAUAACAGAGCUCCGAUAGCCCUUGCACCGUACAACUGUGUCAGCCCGGCGGUGGAUGUACUCCUCACGAAGUCAUCAUAUUGGAUGACUCUGCAAGGAAUACCACCUGCAUUCAUAUCCAAGUGCAUCAUGCGCCUCAUUGGCAGCAUGCUCGGUGACUUUAAAGAAAUUGAUCGUCCAGGGUUCCGGAAUCGGGUCAUGCGCAUCCGGGUUGAGAUUGAUUAUGUGAAGCCUCUGUUAUUUCAUCGUAGGUUCUGGGUUGAAGACGAAGUCCAGUUCAUAGUGCAGUUCAGGUACGACAAGAUCUUCGGUCGAUGAGGCACAUGUGGAUUGGUUACGCAUGUUGGCCUCCCCUGCUCUGGGCCAGAAUUAGUUGAAGACAAUGAUACACCAGUAGGGGCAGAAGCACCACCCAUAGCCUUGGCAGUCUUGCGGGAACAACCGGUACCAAACCCUAAUUUUCAAAGUUCAAGUGCCAAGGAGUAUACCAGAAGCUCUCUUCCCUCAGUCGGUGAUGAACAUGCGACGCCAAAAGAGGCAAAUACAAAUCCGGGAACUGCCUGAACGGAGACAAAAUGGAAAUCCAAUUACCGGGCUGUGUAGAACUAGAGAAGAUGAUGAGGUAACAAUCUCUCCUAAAAAACUUCAUUUGAAUCUUGCCAUUGGAAAGAAAAAUUUGGAUGCAGUGAGCAUGGGUUUGCUAGAGGGUCCUUCCAAAAACACUGAACAACGUAAGAGAAAGAGGGGAUGUCCAAUUGGCAGCGUAAACAAACUACCAUAUGGGAUAGCAGGAAAAGGGAAGAAUGCAAAGAAAGAUGGAGAAUCUGACAAGACAAAAAGCAAGAAGACCAACCUGAUGCCGAGGUUGUUAGCUGCUGAUGAGGCUGAGGCAAGCACUAGCUCUAACCCCAAGGGGAAAGAGAAGGUGCUUGCUUAAGGUUUCAAAAAUUCAAGACAUUCUGAACGUCAAGCCUUCGCAAGUGGGAGUGAUUUCUAUAUGUUUCUCUAAGAUGUUUCUAGUUGAUAUGUAUACCACAAUUGAGUG
Messenger RNA from Rosa chinensis, 1531 nucleotides. RefSeq lists its product as uncharacterized. NCBI's taxonomy places the organism in Eukaryota, Viridiplantae, Streptophyta, Magnoliopsida, Rosales, Rosaceae. The record is from RefSeq and is a predicted model, not a curated record. The transcript is spliced from 2 exons. Bases 187 to 804 code for a protein of 205 amino acids.